This is a messenger RNA of Oncorhynchus tshawytscha (Chinook salmon), 416 nucleotides long. RefSeq names its product vasoactive intestinal polypeptide receptor-like. Gene Ontology annotation, cellular component: plasma membrane. The record is from RefSeq and is a predicted model, not a curated record. The annotation marks the transcript as partial. NCBI's taxonomy places the organism in Eukaryota, Metazoa, Chordata, Actinopteri, Salmoniformes, Salmonidae. The transcript has 4 exons. Gene Ontology annotation, biological process: adenylate cyclase-modulating G protein-coupled receptor signaling pathway. Gene Ontology annotation, molecular function: vasoactive intestinal polypeptide receptor activity; peptide hormone binding; G protein-coupled peptide receptor activity.
ACAGAUGCUGUCCAUUCAGAUAUGUGACAUCAUGCUGGAGAUGGACAAGGAGAGAGAGACGUGCAUGGCCCAGUUAGAAAACAUGACAACAGGUUGCAGUGGGACGUGGGACAAGGUGGCCUGCUGGCCCAGCGCCAAUACAGGACAGGUGGUCACCAUCCCCUGCCCUGUCUACUUCUUAUACUUGACCAACGACUUCAUCAUGGGUAACCUGUCGAAGACCUGCACCAGUGAUGGCUGGUCUGAGGUUAGCCCUGCUUCCUAUGCACUGAAUUGUGGGUACAAUGCCAACGUCACCAAAGUUGAUGAUGAUGACAUGGCGGAGUUCUACUGGGCAGUGAAAGUAGGCUACACUAUCGGACACAGUCUCUCUCUCAUCUCCUCACUAUCGCUAUCGUCCUACUCUGCACUUUUAG